Messenger RNA from Dipodomys ordii (Ord's kangaroo rat), 539 nucleotides. RefSeq names its product v-maf avian musculoaponeurotic fibrosarcoma oncogene homolog F (gene Maff). Gene Ontology annotation, biological process: regulation of transcription by RNA polymerase II; regulation of epidermal cell differentiation. Gene Ontology annotation, cellular component: nucleus. The transcript is spliced from 3 exons. Bases 69 to 539 code for a protein of 156 amino acids. The record is from RefSeq and is a predicted model, not a curated record. Gene Ontology annotation, molecular function: DNA-binding transcription factor activity, RNA polymerase II-specific; RNA polymerase II cis-regulatory region sequence-specific DNA binding. Lineage: Eukaryota; Metazoa; Chordata; Mammalia; Rodentia; Heteromyidae.
CCACCGACAAGUUGUAUAAUUUGUUUUCAACAUAGUGUCUGGUCUUCAGACCCGAAGACUGUGCAAACAUGUCCGUGGAUCCCCUGUCCAGCAAAGCCCUGAAGGUCAAGCGCGAGCUGAGCGAGAACACGCCGCACCUGUCGGACGAGGCGCUGAUGGGGCUGUCGGUGCGCGAGCUGAACCGGAACCUGCGCGGGCUCUCGGCCGAGGAGGUGACGCGGCUCAAGCAGCGGCGCCGCACGCUCAAGAACCGCGGCUACGCCGCCAGCUGCCGCGUGAAGCGCGUGUGCCAGAAGGAGGAGCUGCAGAAGCAGAAGUCGGAGCUGGAGCGCGAGGUGGACAAGCUGGCGCGCGAGAACGCCGCCAUGCGCCUGGAGCUCGACGCGCUGCGCGGCAAGUGCGAGGCGCUGCAGGGCUUCGCGCGCUCCGUGGCCGCGUCCCGCGGGCCCGCCACGCUCGUGGCGCCCGCCAGCGUCAUCACCAUCGUCAAAUCCGCGCCCGGCCCCGCCCCCAGCGCAGGCCCCGCCCCCUGCUCCUAG